UGAAAUUACAAAAAUGGCCCUGUGAGGAUUACAAAAAAUCCUCAUUCUUGCUUAUAUAUAUAGUAGCAAUUUGUUUAUCCUAUGUUUAUGAUGUCUAAUUUAUUGUAUGUGCAAUUUGUUACUACUUCAGAAGAAACCAAAUAAAACAAUAUCAUUUCCCACCCCCGUCUCCUCCAUUGUUUCUUCUACAAUUUACUCAAUGGCUAUAGGUGCAAGGCACUACACAGUAAAGUUCUUGGAGCUUGAAUCAUCGUCACUCAUGAAAUGCUCGCUGUAUAGGAAGCAAUCUUUUCAUUUCUCCAACUCUAGCCAAAGAUAUAAUCAGUGUUGUUCAUUGUCAAUGAAUGGAUGCCAAGGCGACCCUAGAGCUCCUAUUGGAACCAUAGAAACUCGAACGUUGCCUGCAGUUUCUAGCCCUGCAUUGGCUAUGGACCGUCUCAAUUCAGCCGUCUCUGACAUGGUUAAAUCAGAGCCGCCUCCUUACACUUCCGGCAUUAUUCGCCUUGAGGUGCCAAUUGAAGAGCAGAUAGAAGCACUUGAGUGGCUUCAUGCCCAGGAUCAUCUCCUACUCCCUCGCUGCUUCUUUUCCGGUCGAAGACCACCUACUGAAAUUUGCUUUAAUGCUUCCUCCAAACAUAAACUGCUCAGUGUAGCUGGUCUUGGCUCUGCACUCUUCUUUACUCAUUUACGUCCCUUCUCACUUCACCAUUGGCGUUCUAUAAGGAGGUUCCUCUCCAAGAAAUGUCCACUAAUUCGUGCUUACGGGGCAAUCCGAUUUGAUGCAACAGCCAAUAUAGCUUCGGAAUGGAGUGCUUUUGGCUCAUUUUAUUUCAUGGUUCCUCAGGUUGAGUUUGAUGAGCUUGAAGGAAGUUCAAUAAUUGCUGCAACUAUUGCAUGGGAUAAUGCUGCCUCAUGGACAUACCACAGGGCAAUAGAUGCACUUCGGGCCACAAUACGGCAGCUUUCCUCCGUUCUUAUGAGAGUGCAGAAAAAAGUUCCUCAUUCGCAUAUACUUGCAAAUACUCAUGUGCCGGGUAAAGCAUCUUGGGACCAUGCUGUUAAGCGUGCUUUGCAGAUAAUAAGCAGAAAUGACCCCGUACUGAUCAAGGUGGUACUUGCUCGUAGCACCAGAGUUGUGACAGCUGCGGAUAUUGAUCCGCUAACAUGGCUGGCUUGCUUAAAGGUUGAAGGAGAAAAUGCAUAUCAGUUCUGUUUGCAACCUCCCCAUUCGCCGGCAUUCAUUGGAAACACUCCAGAGCAGCUCUUUCAUCGGGACCGCCUCAGCAUUUGUAGUGAGGCUUUAGCUGGAACACGGGCUAGGGGUGGAUCAGAGCUUCUGGAUCGUAAGAUAGAACAGGAUUUACUAUCCAGUGCUAAGGACCAUAAUGAGUUUGCUAUAGUACGGGAGUGCAUAAGAAGAAGAUUGGAGGCUGUGUGUUCAAGCGUUUUAAUUGAACCAAAGAAAGCAAUAAGAAAAUUUCCAAGAGUUCAGCAUCUUUACGCUCGGUUGAGGGGGAGACUCCAAUCUGAAGAUGAUGAGUUUAAGAUUUUGUCGUCCGUGCACCCUACUCCAGCAGUUUGUGGGUAUCCUACAGAAGAUGCACGGGCUUUUAUUUCAGAAACUGAAAUGUUUGACCGAGGAAUGUAUGCUGGUCCUGUUGGUUGGUUUGGAGGGGAAGAGAGUGAAUUUGCAGUUGGAAUAAGGUCAGCUUUGGUUGAAAAGGGUCUUGGUGCAUUAAUUUAUGCGGGAACUGGGAUAGUGGAAGGAAGUGAUUCAUCCCUAGAAUGGGAAGAGCUAGAGCUGAAGACUUCACAGUUCACCAAAUUGAUGAAACUUGAGGCACCUCUUUUGACAAGGGGACAAAGUAGGAUUAUCAAUCAGAAUCAGAAAGUGAGAUGACAUCUUCUUGGAGGACAGAUGACAUACCUUGAGGAGAUCAAUGUCAGUCAUAUGAUAUAAUACCGUUAUCUUCAGCUUUUGAUAGCAAAUCAGAUACGCAGUUUAGCUUCUUGCUUUAGUUACCAAAUGCAAGAGAAAUCAGCUAAUCUUUAUUCUUCUUUUCGUUCAAUAUUCAUGUAAUUAGUUGUUGAAUAUUUGCCAUAGCAAUCAAUUAUGCAUUCAACUGGCAAACUGUGUAUAAUGAUUACCUCGUACAGAUAUAAAUACAUUUUUGGUA
Messenger RNA from Lycium ferocissimum, 2177 nucleotides. RefSeq names its product isochorismate synthase, chloroplastic. Gene Ontology annotation, cellular component: plastid. Gene Ontology annotation, molecular function: isochorismate synthase activity. The transcript is spliced from 16 exons. Bases 107 to 1900 code for a protein of 597 amino acids. Lineage: Eukaryota; Viridiplantae; Streptophyta; Magnoliopsida; Solanales; Solanaceae. The record is from RefSeq and is a predicted model, not a curated record. Gene Ontology annotation, biological process: phylloquinone biosynthetic process.